Messenger RNA from Miniopterus natalensis, 705 nucleotides. It is a transcript of the gene DYNLRB1, whose product is annotated as dynein light chain roadblock-type 1. Gene Ontology annotation, cellular component: cytoplasmic dynein complex. Gene Ontology annotation, biological process: microtubule-based movement. NCBI's taxonomy places the organism in Eukaryota, Metazoa, Chordata, Mammalia, Chiroptera, Miniopteridae. The record is from RefSeq and is a predicted model, not a curated record.
UGACAUGGGGCUCUGCGCAGGCGCGGAAACUCACCUGGACUGGGCUGUGCUGGCGACGCUGAGCUACCCGGUCGGUCCGAGAUGGCAGAGGUGGAAGAGACACUGAAGCGGCUUCAGAGCCAGAAGGGAGUGCAGGGAAUCAUCGUGGUGAACACAGAAGGCAUUCCCAUUAAGAGCACCAUGGACAAUCCUACCACCACACAGUAUGCCAACCUCAUGCACAGCUUCAUCCUGAAGGCCCGGAGCACCGUGCGUGAAAUUGACCCCCAGAAUGACCUCACCUUUCUUCGAAUUCGCUCUAAGAAAAAUGAAAUUAUGGUUGCACCAGAUAAAGACUACUUCCUGAUUGUGGUUCAGAAUCCAACUGAAUAAGCUGCACUCUUGGCUCCAUGCAUCAUUCCUUAAUUUAAUGCCCCCAAGAAUAAUGUUAAUCAUGUCAACCGACUGGCAGGUGGACAUCACCUUAGAGCCCAUGCAGACCAAUCCAGUGACCAACAUGGGCUGCAGCUCCACCCUGUCCCACCUCAGUCAUCCGUCUGUGGGCCAGUCUGCCCUGAGUUCCCAGGAGGGCCCUCUUUCCUCAGGUCCAGUUUUGGAGCAAGAGCUUGAGAGAGGCCCACACCCUGCUUCCUUCUGACUUUCAGUUUACUUUGUUGCUCUUGGAAAAGGCUGUUUUUCUUUUAACUAAAAAUAACUGAAACUUGC